Messenger RNA from Cadophora gregata, 1731 nucleotides. It is a transcript of the gene GAL10, whose product is annotated as UDP-glucose-4-epimerase. Gene Ontology annotation, molecular function: UDP-glucose 4-epimerase activity. Lineage: Eukaryota; Fungi; Ascomycota; Leotiomycetes; Helotiales; Ploettnerulaceae. Gene Ontology annotation, biological process: beta-D-galactose catabolic process via UDP-galactose, Leloir pathway. The record is from RefSeq and is a predicted model, not a curated record. The transcript is spliced from 5 exons. Gene Ontology annotation, cellular component: cytosol. The coding region runs from base 546 to 1658 and encodes 370 amino acids.
CCUUACCUAGAGGUAGGUACCUACCUACCUUACCUUACCUACCUUACCUUACCUUAAAGUACCGUACCGUACCUUAAAGUACCGUACCUGCAGACAUUACCUCCGUACCUUAUGUCGUACCCUACCACCUCGGCGUAGUUUUCAACGUCUGGUCCAGUCGAGGUAUUGGUCGAGGUGCAUUUCAAUCCCGCUUUUCCGCCUUCCCGCCAGUGAUGAUCCCAUCCCAUCCCAUCCCAUUCCCAUAAGUUACCCAUCCACUUGUGAUGGAUGCAACGUCCAGAGCCGUUUGGGUCAGACGUCGCGGCGGGCGGGCGGGCGGCCGGGCGGCAUUGAAUCUGAAUCUGUAUCGGAAUCUGCAGGUGAACGGCACUGGUGCGCGCUGCUGGUCCCAUUUUUGACAGGAAACCCGGACCGUUGCAUUGGAUUGGAUCCUUGGAGGGCGUGUGGUUUACUGUGUCUGGAUACCCCGCGGCUUCAGCAAUCACUGCAUUUCAACUCACCUUUCUUUACAACUCUCCCCCGAUCUUUCCACAAGCAUACACACCAUGACGGUAGGAACUGUUCUGAUCACUGGAGGUACAGGUUAUAUCGGGUCCUUCACUACGCUCGCGCUACUCGAACAUGGCUACAAAGUCGUGAUUGUCGACAGCCUCUACAACUCUUCCAAAGUCUCACUUGACCGCAUCGAACUCCUCUGCGGAAAGAGACCAGACUUCUACCAAGUGGAUGUCACCGAUGAAGAAGCGCUUGACAAGGUCUUCGCCGCGCACCCAAACAUCGACAGCGUCAUCCACUUUGCUGCUCUCAAGGCUGUUGGUGAAUCUUCUGAAAUCCCAGUCGAAUACUACCGUGUCAAUGUUGGCGGAACGAUUGCCCUCCUCAGAUGCAUGAUCAAGCACGAUGUACCCAAUAUCGUCUUCUCCUCCUCUGCCACCGUGUACGGCGACAAUGCGACCCAAGUACCGAACAUGAUCCCCAUCCCUGAACACUGCCCAAUUGGGCCUACAAACCCAUACGGAAGAACGAAGAGCAUGAUUGAGGAGAUUAUUACAGACCACAUAAAUUCUCAGCGUACCAAGGCGAAGAAAGAGGGAACGUCGGUCGAGAAAUGGAAUGGUGCUCUGCUGCGAUACUUCAACCCUUGUGGUUCGCACCCAAGUGGAAUUAUGGGCGAGGAUCCCCAAGGAGUGCCAUUUAACCUCCUACCAUUGCUGGGCCAAGUUGCUACUGGACAAAGAGAGAAGUUGAUGGUGUUUGGAAAUGACUAUCCAUCAAGAGACGGCACUGCAAUCCGCGACUAUAUCCACGUAGUCGAUCUCGCCAAAGGCCAUCUCGCAGCCCUCAACCACCUCCGCCAAGCUAAUCCCGGCGUGCGAGCCUGGAAUCUAGGCUCAGGUCGCGGUUGCACUGUCUUCGAAAUGAUCAACGCCUUCCAGAAAGUUGUCGGACACCCUCUGAAAUACGAUGUUGUGGAGCGAAGAGCAGGCGAUGUGUUAGACUUGACUGCUAACCCAGAGCGUGCAAAUAAGGAGCUGGCCUGGAAGACAGAACUUACGCUUGAGGACGCUUGUGAAGAUCUUUGGAGAUGGGUCAGCAAUAACCCAAAGGGAUAUCGUCAAGAUCCUCCGGAAGUGCUGCUUGCUGCUAUAAAGAAGUAGUUGGUGGUCAUAUAUUUGUUGUUCCAGCAUUUUCAUAAGAUAGCAUUUAGACUCAAAACAUAGACAUAUGGAA